AUGGACCCCAAUACUGGUUAUCCUGCAGGCUAUUCCGUCCCGACACAGAGCCCCCAAAACCAACAGAUGCCUUUUUACACUAACGCCGCUCCCCCAUACCCCCAAUCAAAGACACCCUCCGCUCAACAUUUUGGUGCUAUGCCCAUGCAGCCUGGUCCUGGUGGAGCUAUGAUGCCUUCAGGUUUCCCCCAACAAUCUUCCGCAGCACCUAUGGAUAAUUUCACAGCGCCUUACACCCAGGCUCCCAUUCCUACCCCCAUGAGUCAAUUUGCCGCCCCUCACGGCACAUCCAGCGCAAACAUGCCAUCUCAAGUAGCGCAGACCUUCUCUCAAAACAUGGCUUCCAUAUCAGCGAACAACAUACUCGGCACACAGCCCAAACCCCCUUCGCAAAUGAACUCGCCCCAAACCGGUGCCUCUCCUGCGGCUCCAAAUCAGGCUCAGGCGCAAGCCCAAGCCCAAGCUCAAGCUCAGUUUGCGGCGCGUGAAAAGGCCCGCGUCACCGCCCUCCUCGACAUCAACUCGGCCUUGUUGCAAGAGGUGGUGAACCUUCAAGCCGCCGGCAAGGCUGGCCCCGCUUCCAACCCGGAUACAAACUCACCGGCGUCCGAGCAACCGGAUGCAUCCAAAGCCAGUCAGAAACCGAGCCCCGAAUACAUUGAGUGCAUGCGACGCCUACAAGCCAACCUAGCCUACCUCGCGACUAUCGCCGAUCGAGCGAAGAAAGCGGGCGGCGUCGUGCCCCCAACGCCAGCGAUCAUGACACCACCUCCCAACCUUCCCGCUGUGAACGAGCUAUAUGCCAGACUCAACGAGCUAUUCUCGCGGUCUGCAAAGGCCUCUACACCACAAAGACCGAGUCCUCCAUCCAUGCAAGGAAAUGGUGGACCUAGCCCUGGCGCUAUGAAUGAGUCUAUUAUCUGA
Penicillium robsamsonii is the source of this 924-nucleotide messenger RNA. RefSeq lists its product as uncharacterized. The transcript is spliced from 2 exons. Bases 1 to 924 code for a protein of 307 amino acids. The record is from RefSeq and is a predicted model, not a curated record. NCBI's taxonomy places the organism in Eukaryota, Fungi, Ascomycota, Eurotiomycetes, Eurotiales, Aspergillaceae.